AAGGGAUCGGUUCAGUCUGAGCUCGGCUACUCCCGGGCGCGUUUGCACUCCGGCACACGCUCACGGCGCCGGGAGCGGGAGGAGGGAGAGCACCUCCGUCUCCAUCAGCCAGAGCACCUGGACACCUGGCCCCGCUGCUCGCUCGGAUCUGCCUGUACCCGCUGGAGGAGCAGUGGGGUGGGGUGGGGAGAGAGCUGUGCCCCCCAGGGCCAGCAGAGACACUGACCUAGACAAACUUUUUUUUUCUUUUUUUUUUUUUUUUUAUUAUCAUUUUAUUUUACCAGCUCCAAUUUAGCCCAGGAUCUUUUAACUGCUGCCAGCGGUGGAGCACAGAUCGGGAUUAGAUCUUUUCCUCCCCUAUUCCCAAGAUCCUCGUCCCAAGCAGCCACCAUGGGAAGUAAGACUCUACCGGCCCCAGUGCCUAUCCAUCCUUCCCUCCAGCUCACCAACUACUCCUUCUUGCAAGCAUUCAAUGGGCUGCCCGCUGUGCCCUCUGAUCACCUCUCCAACCUCUAUGGCUUCAGCGCCCUUCACGCCGUACACCUGCACCAGUGGACUUUGGGGUACCCAGCCAUGCAUUUGCCUCGUUCCUCCUUCUCCAAGGUGCCCAGCGUGUCGAGCCUAGUGGAUGCACGUUUCCAGCUGCCCACCUUCCCACUCUUUCCACACGUCAUCCAGCCCAAGCAAGAGGCCACUAAUGUGACCCUCAAAGCCAAACCCCGCUUUGAUUUUGCCAAUUUAGCAGUGGCUGCCACACAAGAGGACCACUCUAAACUGGGACAGGUGGACAGCCAGGGCUCCCCCCCAGGGCUGGGGUCUUUACUUGAGGUGACUAAACUCUCUCCAGAGAAGAAACCCACACGGGGAAGGUUACCGUCUAAAACCAAGAAGGAGUUUGUGUGUAAAUUCUGUGGCAGGCACUUCACCAAGUCCUACAACCUUUUGAUCCAUGAAAGAACCCACACUGACGAACGACCCUACACAUGUGACAUAUGCCACAAGGCCUUCAGAAGACAGGAUCACCUGAGGGAUCACAGAUAUAUCCAUUCUAAAGAAAAGCCUUUUAAGUGUCAAGAAUGUGGGAAAGGAUUUUGCCAGUCCAGAACGCUAGCUGUCCACAAGACACUGCACACGCAAGUAAAGGAACUGAAACCUGCCAAACUUAAGUGCUGAAUUUCCAGCUUCUAUGAACUUCUCCUCCCCUUCAGACUUUACACCAAAACCAGAAAAAAAAAAAAAAAAAAAAAAAAAGACAAAUCAAACAAACCCUGUCAGGAUGGGAGCACAGAACUUUUUGUGUUUUGUUUUUGUUUGUACUUUAAAAAGAGCAAAAUCCCCCCUGGCAACCCACUUCUUCAGCCAUGGGUAAAAAGGAUACUUGGCAUUUAAAAUAUACACGAAUGAUGCAGAAAGUGCUAUGUGAUUUGCGUGGUUUUCAUAAACUUUAUGCCAAAAGGUGGUGCUCACGUGUUGAACAGAAAUCUGUUCAAAACCAAACAAAAACCCACCAAAAAAAAACCAAACAAACCAACAAACCCACAAAAAUACUCCCACAGAAAAUCCUAACAACCCUCCACCCCACCUGAAAUCGUAGCUUCCAAAAGUAUUACUUAAAAAGAAAAAGAAAAAAAAAACAACUCUUAUUUUAUACUUUUUUUUUUUUUUGACUGUAUAAAGCUUCUUAUUUUUACACUUCAGGAAAUACAGAGAAUUCCAGAAGAUGAUUAAGAACUGAAACCAUGGUUUCUCACCACAGCACCAUUAGGACAAGGAGAAGGGCGACUUGCUAUUUUGUUUUCUUAAAAGGAGAAGAAAAUUAAUGUUUGGAAAUGACCUAAAACUCUCAAGUGAGGAGUCCUAUAAAGUGAUGGAAAAUGAAUCCAGAUCUUAGACCCUCAGGUCACUGGUGUCAGGACAAAUCAGUGUUCUUGGGACAUGGAGAUCUUUAUUUUUGCCUUGCGGUCUAGUGUGCUGCGAGGAGGUUUGUAACUCGUGGACUUAUUUAAAAAAUCCCAAAGGAAAGAAAGAUGGCAAUAUGUCAAACUGAUGGUAUGCACAACGUGGUUUUAGUGGUACUUUAAAGUCUUCAUGCAUCUUAAUGAGACAGAACAAAUCUCAACCUGAGAGCAUAUUUUUCUAAAUGCUGGCUUUCUGAACAGUGUAUUCAAAUUAAGAGACAUUCCAAUAAGUUUUGUUUAUUAAAAAAAAAAAAAAAAAGUUGUAUGGCUGUUUGGCACUUUAUGCUGAUUAUUGGUAAUUGACAUUUAUCACUGGAUUGUGUGUGUUUUUUAAGUAUUAAAAUAAAUCGUUAUUUUACAGGCA
Messenger RNA from Cygnus olor (mute swan), 2322 nucleotides. It is a transcript of the gene OSR1, whose product is annotated as odd-skipped related transcription factor 1. Gene Ontology annotation, cellular component: nucleus. The transcript has 3 exons. NCBI's taxonomy places the organism in Eukaryota, Metazoa, Chordata, Aves, Anseriformes, Anatidae. Bases 391 to 1173 code for a protein of 260 amino acids. Gene Ontology annotation, biological process: embryo development; urogenital system development; regulation of transcription by RNA polymerase II. The record is from RefSeq and is a predicted model, not a curated record. Gene Ontology annotation, molecular function: DNA-binding transcription factor activity, RNA polymerase II-specific; RNA polymerase II transcription regulatory region sequence-specific DNA binding.